UCAGUUUCCUAGUCCCCGUCUGCUCACCUCCGCGCCCCGGACCUGCGCCUCGCCUCCACCUAAGGAUUUUCCCUCCUCUCCGAGCCGAGAAUCUCUGGGUCCUCCCGCCCCUUUCUGUGGCCCCACAUCCUCCCCAGCCCCGAGGCCCUUCCUACAUUUCUUCUGUGGUGCUUUGAUACAGGACACUUUCUGUUUGCUUGUUUUCUCCGCUUUUCUCUUUGUUGCUCUAAAACCGGUUUUUCGCCGAAGCCCCCCCACCCCGGAGGAAGUUCGACUUUUGGAGCAAGGCGGUGCCGCGGACCGCACCGGCCUCCCCUGCACACCCGCCGGCUGCGCCCACCUCGCCAGCCAUACCCGCCGCCUGCGCUCGUUCGCCCGAGGAAGCCAGCCAAGAAUUCAUUGAUGCACCCUUUCCAGUGGUGUAACGGGUGUUUCUGUGGCCUGGGACUGGUCAGUACCAACAAGUCCUGUUCGAUGCCACCCAUCAGUUUCCAAGACCUCCCUCUCAACAUCUACAUGGUCAUCUUUGGCACGGGCAUCUUUGUCUUCAUGCUGAGCCUCAUCUUCUGUUGCUAUUUUAUCAGCAAACUCCGGAACCAGGCACAGAGUGAACGAUAUGGAUAUAAGGAGGUGGUACUCAAAGGCGACGCCAAGAAGUCACAAUUAUAUGGGCAGACCUGUGCAGUCUGUCUGGAAGACUUCAAGGGCAAGGAUGAGUUAGGCGUGCUUCCAUGCCAACAUGCCUUCCACCGGAAGUGUCUUGUGAAGUGGCUGGAAGUGCGCUGUGUGUGUCCGAUGUGUAACAAGCCCAUUGCCGGCCCCUCGGAGGCCACCCAGAGCAUCGGGAUCCUCCUGGAUGAACUGGUGUGAGUGCUGCUGCCAUAGCCAGGCCUGGAGAAGUCCUGGGGCUGCCUGGUCCCUCUGCACAGCCACAGUGAACCAGACUGUUGGGUGGUGAUGGCCAUGCUCACCUGGAGGGGACACAGUGCAGGGCUGGCCUAUCACCUUCAGGGGGAGACCAGACUCCCCACCUUUCUGCCUCCUGAGGCCUUCCUCCUUGUGACUCAGCCAUCAAGACCACUGUAUGUGGUACUGGACUAUGUACCUGCCUUAUCCCUGCUCUAGGGAAGGAAAGCCACCCCUACCUGUUCAAGAACUUGGGGUCUACCCCUGGAGGGACCCCCUUAGGAGGACAAGCUACCUUGACAUAGAGGAAGGGAUAAGAUGGGUUCCAUCCCACCUACAACCUUUCCUGUACUCCCCGCUCCUUCCAUGGGAAGUCUAGAAGGGAGGAAGGAAAGAUUGAAGAACCAAGUGCCUCCAGUGGAAGUGAGGAAGGCUCUCUGGGAAGUCAGCAAGAGUGGGGACAUAUGAAAGGAAAGCCAGUGUUUACAGGGAACUAAGGAAAAAAAGACUGGCCAGCCGGCCUGCUGACUAUGGGGUGAUGAAGGGCAAGCCCUUCUCCCUGCUAGGGUUUGAGGUGCUAUCCAUUCAUUCUCUUCCUCAGUUAAUCCCAGAGCUUCCUAUUCCAUGGGGUCCAGUUCCCUCUAAAGGAAGGAUAGACACUUACAUGGAUUCCCAGGGCCAUUCUCUAAAGAAGCAAGAGGGGCCUGGGGUUGGGGAGUAUCUGAAGGUUAAUGUAGCAACAGAUACCUUUCCCUUUGUAAAUAGUAUUUUUAUACUGCAUCCCCACCAUCUCAGGCUUUAUACAUGGGAUCCCCAAACAGAGUGGGUGGAGGUUUUCUGUCCCUCCCCAUGUGGGGGUGAGGGUGGGGGGAAACUAUGUAUUUAAAGAAAAUUAAAUUUAAUAACAGGUUUCUCUAACUUUUUGCCUGUGGUUGUGGCCUGUGUCUGUUGGCCCUUUUCUGCCAACAGAGCAAAGUUCUCUACCUACCUCUUCUUCCCUAAACUCAACCCAAACACAAGCACACCCAAAAAUUCUGAUCUUUUCAAAGAAAAAUUGAUGUUAUAGUAUAACCUGGACUACACAGGUCAGGACUUGGGUCAGGACCCAAGUCAAGUGCUUUUAGACUAUCAGAGCCAGGCUAUUUGUCUGAUUUCUGGAAUAUGUCUAAAGAAAGGCACUAUUUGAUACCAUAGCAUUUCAUCAAUGUGAGACUUGAAAUUAAUAGAAUUCUACUGUAAUGCUAUCAAUUGUACUCUUAGCACAGUGGAAGAGAUGUGAUUGUUGCCCAUCAAGGCUUGAUCUUUUUUCCCUUAUUUUUUCUUACCUGCUAGCUGACGGUCAGUGCUACCCUCCUGUGUCACGUUGAUAAGUGUUGAUUGACAUUUUAAAGCUAUUUUUUUAAUUUUUUUUAAGAUUUAUUUAUUUAUGCAAGAACUUGGGUACAGGCCAGAGACGCAGGAGGGUGAGAGAAUUCACCCGAAACAGACCGGGGAGCAGAACAGGCAGAUGACUGAAAACACUGCUGAGGGGAGCAGAGGGCAAGACAGGAGAGAUCUGCCACGCCAUGUGGGUUUCUCCCUGGCCAGCCGGGAAUCGGACCUGCGCUGCAGAGGCUGAGGACAGCUUCACAGCGCUGAGCUCAACCGCUGCGCCACCAGGGAGGCCCUGUUGAUUGACAUUUUAUACCCUGGCAUAUUUGGCCUAUACCUAUAAGUCAUCUUAUACCCGUACCCUCUAACUUUAUUCUGUCAGUGACUCAAGGGGGUGCUGAGUUAGUUAAAGGUAAACAAAGUGGGCUGAGAAUGUUAGAAACAAUUCUCUUGGCUAUCAUAAGCCUAGAGCAGCUGGGCUGUGCCUGCCCCUAUUGGAUGGAGAAGCCCAGGGAGCCUGGAGGAACGUUGGUUGAGCAAAGUAUAGUGUGGUGGCGGGUGCAGAUGUAUGGGAAGUGCCCAACCAGCCACAGGAGCACUAAAGGGGAAGUGCGUUGUCCUCCCGCCAUGAGGCUGUCAGCACAGUUGGGGCUCAUGGUGGAUUGACCUGAGGAGCUGACAGCACUGGGUGGUCUGAGUGACAAUGGCGCCAUUUGUCCUGGUGGGGCUCAUGGCUCACGGGUGCCCCAGUUUUGCUACCUCUUUCACCCCGUUCCUCCUUAAAGCCUCUACCUUGAGCUUGCUGCUGCCAGCCCUCCAGUGCUGUAACUUGCCUCAUUGGGGGCACCACUUCUUCCUCUAGUGCCACUAGCUAGCUGUACUAUGGGAGAGUAAAAUGCAUUUUCUGAGCAAGACACAAAGCCAGCCCUGUAGCUCCUGUUGAGGCCUCACAUGGGAUGCGUGCCAGAGAGGCAGUGAGGCAAACAGGUGGUCUAGGUUGGGUUCACCAUCUACAUGCUCCUAUCUCACCUUCUCCCCUUCUCAAAGAAAAGUUAUCACUGUUGACAUAGUCUGACUAAAUCGAGGCACCAAAAUGUCUGUGUUUGCAAAUUUGAAUCGCAAUGCCCUGAAAUCAAAAUGACUGGGUAAAAAUACUGCUCCAAUACAGUUAGG
Molecule: messenger RNA, 3450 nt
Organism: Talpa occidentalis (Iberian mole)
Lineage: Eukaryota; Metazoa; Chordata; Mammalia; Eulipotyphla; Talpidae
Gene: RNF122
Product: ring finger protein 122
Exons: 6
Coding region: 403-870 (155 amino acids)
Source: RefSeq, a predicted model, not a curated record